Molecule: messenger RNA, 1812 nt
Organism: Parnassius apollo (apollo)
Lineage: Eukaryota; Metazoa; Arthropoda; Insecta; Lepidoptera; Papilionidae
Source: the annotation of a GenBank genome assembly
UUGAGGUUAAAGCGAGUCAGUGAACACGAGGCGUCCGGCGACGGUGCAGACUUCAGUGGAGCCUUCGAAGACGGACCGAGGAAUCCCUCAAGCAUACAAUCGCCGCAGCUGGAGACACUUUCAACGGCCAUCAGGACUCACAGCAUACCAACCGGAGAUCCCACAACGGGCUCUUUCUUCGCGUCCAUCGUACUCUUCACUGCAAUUCAACCAUCGAAGAACACCAGCAGAAAUAAAGUAAUCAUGUCGGAUGUGGAGACUGCUUCUUCAAUCAAGUCCUCCCAAAACCUUUCUGUUGCUCCACCUAGACCUCCACGAUCGCUGCGGGAAAAAGUACUUACAAAAUCCAGUUUAUCAAAAGCAACACCUAGCGAGAAGUUGUCGCAGCCAUCAUCUCAUCCCGCAACAGGAAAACGUCCAGCGGACUCUGCUCCGACAGACGCAUCUACAACAAGAAAAAAUGCCUCUUCGCACACCCCCACUCUGGGAACUAAAAUGUCGCAAACUUCAGUUAAAAGCGACAGCUCGAUCCGAUCCUCCGUUUGUGACCCGGUAGAUGCGGCUAUCGACAAAGUAGCUAACUGGAAGCAGGAAGAAAUUCCUCCACUUCCAGUUUUAUCCGACGAAGAACUUUCGAUCACAUCUGCGCCGGAAUCACCACUAUCGGAGGCACCGGAAAAAGGAAGACCCAGCCUGCUUUUUAACUCCAACAGGCGACUGGGGGUGGAAAUGGAUAUGGCAACAAAAGAAGCGAACGAAAUGCUUCUGAGAGGGAAGGAAGCGCUAGAAAUGGCAGGGAAUAUGAAGAGGGAGUGUAAGUUAAUAGCUUUAGAGAGUCUGCAGUCCCUCUACGAGAUGGUCCUGGCGCUGUCAGAUUCCAGAUCUAGACAUAAGCAUAAUCUAGAAAGGGAACGCUCACGCAACGCUCAAGAACUAAUGCGAGUGGAGCGCGCCCAUAACAAGAUCAUCACCCAGCUUAUGAAGGAAAUGGCUUCCGAACUAGGCCAUGCCAGGACAGAUAUAAAAAAUACCCUCCAGGAAUCCAAGGCGAUACGGGGUUGGUUGAACUUCGAAACCCAAGAGGCCUUCCGCAAAACGAGCGACCUACUCAAAGCUGUGACGGACUUAGACAAGCGCAUAGGUGUGAUUCAGUCGAACUUGAGUCAGCAGAAGCAAGAAGGUGCAGACAACAUUUUAUCUCACCUAAGAGUGGACCUUACUGGAGUAAAAUCUAGUGUGGAAACACUCAAACUUCAAUUGGACGAAAUGCGCAGAGUCAUCGAAAAGUCCGAAAACAACACCAAGAAGGUUCUGGAGACCGGCCAAAAAACCCUGCUACGCCUGGAGUCACCACCAUCCCACCCCUCAGAGGAAAUAAGUAAAACGUUGGAACAUGAGCUGAAUGGAAUGAAGAGUUCGCUGAAGGAGAUAGAUACAAGUAUCAGAUCUGGACUUUCAAUCUUACCUUCAGCGGACUCCAGUAAAAUAUUCCAAACCAGCAUAAGGGAACAUCUUCAACCAAUAGAAGAACACUUAGGUACAAUGUCAUCCGAGCUGAGGACGAUGAGAGAGCAGAAGCAACGGGCCCCAUCACCUACAGCCCCAAAUCUAACAACAGAGCUUGCACAAACUGGCGAAGCAGCAACAAAGCCAAAAAAGACAUACGCCAGAGUGGCUGCAAGCCCUCCCCUUCCUAAACCCAAUCACACUCUCAUUAUCACAUCAACUGAUUCGAAAAACACAGCCGAAAAUAUCAUCGAGAGAAUCAGGGAGGUUCUAGACACAAAAAAGACUGGAGCCAAAGUAGAUAGG